Gryllus bimaculatus (two-spotted cricket) is the source of this 416-nucleotide messenger RNA. Lineage: Eukaryota; Metazoa; Arthropoda; Insecta; Orthoptera; Gryllidae. The record is from the annotation of a GenBank genome assembly.
AAGAUCUUCCUUGAAGAAAAGGUAAUCGAGAACCCUACAAGAGAUUCAAAGUGUUUCUUGUACUGUAUUUAUGAAGAAAGAAAUCUGAUGACAGGAAACAAGUACAAUAAAGAAGUAAUGAUUGAUGUUGUACGAAAUAGCACGUGGAAGAACUUAAGUGAAAUGGAAGAAGCUGUAGAGAAAUGUGCGAGCAAACCAGAAGCUCAGGAUGAAUGUGAAACUGCGUACGCGUUCUUCCUAUGCACAAAAUCAACGUAUCACAAGAAUGUUGUGAAUUGAUAAACACACAUCAAUUGAACAAGGAAAUUACCCUAAUACAUGCUAUUCAAGACAAGGAAUGUGAAAAUUAUAAAUAAUGCAUGUAUUACAUUCAAAUUGUACUUCAAUACCAUCAAAAUACUGAAUUAAAAAGAUGC